AUGGUGCCCGUCACCCAGAAAGGUCAGGAACUGACACUGACAGCUGCGCAUUUCCCAUUUAAAUCUCUUUUAAAACGUCCCCCUGAUGUCAACAUGCUAAGCUGGAUUCUCAAUCUUCUCAGAAAUGAUGAUCGGAUUAGAUCAAUGGUGCUUAUAUCUGGGCCUCCAAAUACAGGCAGUGAUGCAAGGACACCUAAGGGGAAAUCAGAGGUUCAGUUUACUGAAGAUGGCAAAGGUGGUAAUGGCCUGCUACAGGAUACCAAUGGACUGGAAGAAGAACUUAGACAGAACAAGCUGUCAUGGCAAGGAACUGGAGAUCCUCUGCCACAACUCCUUGCAGUUGUACCCUCCAUAGAACAGUGCACAAAUGAUCUGAGUGAGGAGGAAGAGUGUGAAGAAUAUGAUGACUUUUCUGAACUUUCUGACACAAGGAGCAUUGCAUCUGAUGAUUCAUUUUAUCCACCAGAUACUGAGACCAAAGGUUGGCUUUAUGGGGAAGAAAAUAGCGAUGGGGAUCGGUAUGAGUAUACAGACUUUGAUACUGACAGUUUCAAGAGUUUCGAUAGUAUGCCUAGUCCUGAACCACUUUCUGUCUUUAAAGCAUGCAGUAGCAACAAUGCAAUUGUUUUAAGAGCUCUCAAACGUCAAGGCUUAACUGAAGAAGAAGUUUGUGAAACAGACCGAAACAACAGGACGGGCCUACUUGUCGCAUGCUAUCAAGGCUAUGUGGAUAUAGUGAUCACGUUAUCUCAAUGCCCUUACAUUGAUGUCAACUGGCAAGAUAAUGAGGGGAAUACUGCUCUCAUAACAGCAGCACAAGCAGGGCACAUAACAAUCACAAACUUUUUGUUAAAUUAUUAUCCUGGUUUGGAUCUUGAAAAAAGAAAUACCCAUGGAUUUACAGCAUUAAUGAAAGCAUCAAUUCAAGGCAGAACAGACUGUGUUCGUGCAUUAAUGUUAGCAGGUGCCGAUAUUCAUGCAGUUGAUCCAAAUCGGGGAUUCACAUCAAGAGAAUGGGCAAGGUUUACAGGGAGAUACGACACAGCCUAUCUCAUGCAAAAACUACUGGAAAGACCACUGGCAGAACAAUUUAGUGAUCAGUUUAAAAUGGAAUGGCCUAAAAUGAAAGAGCUUCUUGCCAAAGCAGCAGAACCCAAAUCAUGUGCACAGAGAAUCUCAGAAUGUAUGAAAUCAGCUUUUACUUUUAAUUAUUUUAGUGACCCAGAAGAAGAUGGGGUUCUUGAUUACAUGGUUAGAAUUACUACAGGCAUGAGCAGCCCAUUUGUUGCUGUUAGUUGCAGAACAGUAUGUCCAGGCAGCCCACCCUGUAUUGGUAAACGUAGAUAUUCUGUUCAGGAGAUUAUCAGAACACAAAGAGCAGAAGACAUAAAAGUUUUAGACAAAACCCACAAAAAAUCCUAUGAAAAACUUUUCAAGAAUACUCAGGUUAUUGUAGUUCCCCCAAAAAAGGAAAGGAGAGCCAGUCUUCAAGUAAAUGUAUCUCAAAGAGCUGCCGUAAUUAACAACAGACGAACAAGCCUUCUACCUCUACAUUUAUUAAGAAGAAGCAGUGUGAGGCCAGGUUUCAUGAUUCCAAAAGUUCGCAUUAGUAAAGCACCUGCACCUACUUACCACCCUGAAAAAUUAAGAAGACGGAAUAAUGUUAAUGACAACACUUGCUUGCAGAUUCCAAAAUGGCGAUAUAAAGAGAUAAAGGAACAGAGAAAGAAAGCAGAGGAAGAGGCACUUCGAAAACUUGAAGAGGCACAAAAGGAAAAAAAAAGUGCUAGACCAAGAACUUAA
Molecule: messenger RNA, 1803 nt
Organism: Nanorana parkeri
Lineage: Eukaryota; Metazoa; Chordata; Amphibia; Anura; Dicroglossidae
Product: ankyrin repeat domain-containing protein 33B-like
Exons: 6
Coding region: 1-1803 (600 amino acids)
Molecular function (GO): protein binding
Source: RefSeq, a predicted model, not a curated record